This is a messenger RNA of Teleopsis dalmanni, 3140 nucleotides long. It is a transcript of the gene Cul1, whose product is annotated as cullin homolog 1. Gene Ontology annotation, molecular function: ubiquitin protein ligase binding. The record is from RefSeq and is a predicted model, not a curated record. The coding region runs from base 596 to 3106 and encodes 836 amino acids. Gene Ontology annotation, biological process: protein ubiquitination; SCF-dependent proteasomal ubiquitin-dependent protein catabolic process. Lineage: Eukaryota; Metazoa; Arthropoda; Insecta; Diptera; Diopsidae. The transcript is spliced from 5 exons. Gene Ontology annotation, cellular component: SCF ubiquitin ligase complex.
AAAUUCCAAGUGUAAAAAAUUAAAUUUCGUUGAAACGAAAAACAAUCAAAAAUCAGUUGAAACGUGAAACCGAUACAUUCAUGUAUCCAUUCGAUUUAAAAUUACUUUAGAACGAAAUUCAUUGCGUGCUUUAUUUCUGUAAACGAAUUAAGCAAAUCAGUUUUUAUAUUCUCAGAAUAGUCUAUUCACACGAUAAGAGUGUUGAAAGCGGUUACAGAUUCAAAAUUGGCGUUUACUAAAAUUUGUUUAUUAUAAUAAACAAACAUCUGUUCCAAGAAAUUCUACCUGUAAUUUCAUAGGAUUAAAACGGUAUAGACGGUAUACAUACAGCCUGUGUCAAAAUUCUGAAAAUGCUACCUAAAUACGAAGAACUACAAGGAAGAAUAGCAAAAAACAGUUUUUGAGACCUGCUUUUGUUAAAUAGAUUUUAAAAUAAUAUAUACAAGGAGAAAGGUAAUAACUUAGUACAUUGUGCUAAAUGCAUUUAAACGUGAUCAUACCGCCAUUUGUGAAACAUCUCUCUCCGGACAUUUAUUUAAUAAGGCUGUACGCAUAAAAUUACAAAUAAAAUCUACAUUAUAAUAUCAACUAAACAAUGGAUGAUCAAUGUGAUGAAACUUUUUAUGGUCACGAGGAUAGUAUAUGGUAUAACCGGAUUUUGGAACUUAUUUUUGAAUUUAUAACAGUCAUCAUUCCUACAAAAAUUAAGAAAAUAAGAGCAACUAAAAAAGCCGCGACUGAACCGCCAACCACAUCUCGACAGAGUAAAAUGCAACGACCAAGUUCCAAUGGGACGACAGGGCAAAAGCACGCCAAUCUCGAUGACAUAUGGAUUGAUCUUGAGCAAGGUAUUAUACAGGUAUUCCAGCCAGAGAAAUCGUUGACAAAAAAUCGUUAUAUGCAACUGUAUACUUAUGUCUAUAAUUAUUGUACAAGCGUUAAUUCAUCAUUGAAUAAUCGUAAUACACACAAGUCGGGUGGGGCUCAAUUGGUUGGUAAAAAGCUAUACGAUCGUCUUAAGGACUUUUUGAAGAAUUACUUAAAUGGCCUUCUACAAAAUUUUGUAUCUAUAAAAGGUGAAGAGGUGCUUCUAUCACACUAUACAAAGCAAUGGGUAGCGUAUCAAUUUUCGAGUACUGUACUGAAUGGUAUUUGUUCCUAUCUAAAUAGACAUUGGGUAAAACGUGAGUGUGAGGAGGGGCAGAAAGGCAUUUAUGAAGUAUAUCGUUUAGCAUUAGUUACGUGGAAAGAACAUUUGUUUAAAGUGCUUAAUGAGCCAGUCACUAAUGCUGUUCUUAAGUCCAUUGAAGAGGAACGUAACGGCAAAACUAUUAAUCGCGGUCUUAUAAGAAGUAUUAUUAAUUGUUAUGUAGAGCUUGGAUUUAAUGAAGACGAUGGGGGAUUACCCCUUAAAGAACAAAGAGACAAUAAACUCUCAGUAUAUAAAGACAAUUUCGAAAAAAAAUUUAUACUCGAAACUACAGCUUAUUACGAACAGGAAUCAGAUGUGUACCUUAGCACUAAUUCAGUGACGGAAUAUAUGAAGCAUGUCGAACAACGUUUAGCUGAGGAGCGUCGCAGAGUUAAUCGGGAUGAUUUCAAUUGCUUGCUAACUUCAUAUUUGCAUGAAAGUACCCAUGAUGAUCUUGUAAUUGCUUGCGAACAGGUGCUUAUUGUAAAGCAUUUGGAUAUAUUCCGCUCUGAGUUUCAAAAUUUGCUAAACACUGAUAAAAACGAUGAUUUAAAACGCAUGUAUUCAUUAGUAGCAAGAACUCCCAAAAACCUAACCGAACUUAAGUCAAUAUUAGAAGAGCACAUUUUACAGCAGGGUAUUCAAGCCAUUGAAAAAUGUGGCAAUAAUGAAGCUGCAAACGAUCCAAAAGUGUAUGUACAAGCAAUACUUGAGGUGCACAAAAAGUUUAAUGCACUCGUUUUAACUGCUUUCAAUAAUGACAAUGGAUUUGUAGCAGCACUGGACAAAGCUUGCGGUAAAUUCAUAAAUUCAAAUGUGGUAACUCAAGCUAACAGUGCCAGUAAAUCGCCAGAACUGCUUGCCAGAUAUUGUGACUUGUUACUUAAAAAGUCAUCGAAAAAUCCUGAAGAAAAAGAAUUAGAAGAUAAUCUUAAUCAGGUUAUGGUUAUUUUCAAAUAUAUUGAAGACAAGGAUGUUUUCCAGAAGUUUUACUCAAAAAUGCUUGCCAAACGUCUUGUUAAUCAUACAUCUGCAUCAGAUGAUGCAGAGGCAAUUAUGAUCUCCAAAUUGAAACAAGCUUGUGGUUAUGAAUAUACCAUAAAAUUGCAGCGUAUGUUCCAAGAUAUUGGUCUAUCUAAAGACUUAAACAAUAAUUUUAAGGAGCAACUACGUAAGACACAGAUUUUGCAAGAAAUAGACUUUAGUAUUGAAGUGCUGUCAUCUGGAUCAUGGCCAUUUAAUCAAGGGAGCAGCUUUUCAUUACCCACCGAAUUGGAGAGUUCGGUUAAACAUUUUAACGAGUUUUACGCAACAAGGCAUUCUGGACGUAAAUUAAACUGGUUGUAUCAUAUGUGCAAGGGAGAAUUAGUAACGAAUUGUUUUCGCAAUAAAUACACUCUGCAAGCAAGCACAUUUCAGAUGGCAGUUUUAUUACAAUUCAAUGAUCAGACAAAGUUUUCUGUACAGCAAUUAGCCGAAAAUACUCAAAUUCAAAUGGAUAAUUUAGUGCAGGUUCUACAAAUAUUGCUUAAAGUAAAACUGCUAACCUCUCCAGAUGAUGAAAAUUCCCUCACACCAAAUUCAAUGAUGGAGCUGUUCUUAGAUUAUAAAAACAAAAAACUGCGUAUAAAUAUUAAUCAACCGCUAAAGACUGAGCUUAAGGUCGAACAGGAGGCCGUACAUAAGCACAUCGAAGAGGAUCGCAAGCUUCUCAUUCAAGCUGCUAUUGUUCGAAUAAUGAAAAUGCGUAAAAAACUCAAUCACACGCAGCUCAUCACUGAAGUACUAAACCAACUGUCAUCACGUUUUAAGCCUAAAGUGCCAGUUAUUAAAAAGUGCAUUGAUAUUCUUAUUGAAAAGGAAUACUUGGAGAGAAUGGAGGGUCAAAAGGACACAUACAGUUAUUUGGCGUAAAAUAUAUGAACGAGACUGUGAAUAGAUAUUUAGC